Molecule: messenger RNA, 2658 nt
Organism: Cordyceps fumosorosea ARSEF 2679
Lineage: Eukaryota; Fungi; Ascomycota; Sordariomycetes; Hypocreales; Cordycipitaceae
Product: PSP1 domain protein
Exons: 1
Coding region: 1-2658 (885 amino acids)
Cellular component (GO): cytoplasm
Source: RefSeq, a predicted model, not a curated record
AUGAGCAGUGGCAUCAAGCCGAAUCAAUCUGGUAAGCUGUCGCACGGCCCUGGCAGUCAGAACCUGCUGCUAGAAAAGGUCGGAGUCCGAACGUCCACCCCAGACUCGGACGCGCUGGCAAGCUCAGAGGACGAAGGCGAUCAUCGUCAGGACACCUCAUCCGUUGCUACACAACCCCAUAAACCAGUUCGCAGGUCUUCGUGGUUGAACGAUACCUCGCAACCUUUGGCUCGUCCCCGUCAAGGCUCAUUUGCCAGCAAUUCUGUCUCCUCUCCCAACGCCUCGCACCCUUCUACACCAUCGGCAGACAAUACCGUUGGACCCUGGGGCUCUCAUUCAGCCUCAUCCGCCAUGCCUCGACCUCCAGGUGCUUCGUCAUUCCCCUGGGGCACAGGUAUAUGGAACAGCGAUCGAAAGGACCCCCCGUCUCGGCUGACUGAGGUGUUACCGUCGCCUACGUCGAUCGUGCCUCCUGGCAGUGCUGGCAACUCGUUCUUCGGUCCCGAUUCCGGGCUGUCGCAGACCUCUCCAUCGCGAGAACAGCAGAAUAGCCAGAUUCCGUUCGCCAUACCGCUCCACCCAACCCCCAAAACGUACCGAUCACAAUCAUAUUCGGUGGGUCAGAGGGAUCUUGAUGCGCCGACUUCCUCGGGCAUGAGCUCCUCUGCAAUUCUUGGUCGCGCGAGACAUCACCCAGCUCUUCAGCAUCGCCCCUCUCGCCCUAGCAUGCUAAGCGAAAUGUCCAACGACGGAUCCGUCCUCGGCAAGGUCAAGGAGGUGGAAGACGAUGAGGAAGAGAGUGGUGGCGAGUCGCUUCAGAAUUCGUUUCAUCAGACCGCUGAAUCCAAGACUAUUGAAAUGCUCACCCGAGAAAAUGCGUUGCUGCGCCAGCAGCAUGGCUAUUCCCGCAUUCGGCCUCGAGCCUCGACCGGCGCGUCCUAUCUAGCUGCCGGACAUCCCCUCCAUGAAGUUGUCCUCGAAGAGUCCGACUACGCCAUCGACGAGCUCGAUGAAUCCCAUGACCCCAAGGACCCUAUGGGGCGCCGCGUGUCGCAGCGUCGUAUGAGCGAAUAUGGCCCUCCCACUUAUCGCACCCCUCAUGGCAUGGAAGCUCGCAAGCUGGAAAACCCCCAGCUCACAAAGGCACUAUGGUCCAGUUCGCCGGGUUAUCUGGUAGGCGAUGCCUCGCAGAGCCGGCGACACUCUUUUGCCAAUAUGCCCACUCGACAGGGGUCCAUAAGCUCUAUCGCGGACUCUGUUGCAACUCUCGAGGCGGCCCAGGCCGACCAACAGAGCGCGCAUUAUGCAGGCGGCUUUCAGGACCCUGCUGCUAUGUUGGGUUCCAACAAUCCCAUGCUAACACACGCCAAUAGCCUAAGCAAUUCGAUGCAGAGCAGCUUCACCAACCCAUUUGCAGGCCAGUUUGCUCCACAGAAUCAGUUUCAGAACCGCCCUCCAUCGCCCCGUCACAACAUGUACGGCAUAGCCCCGCCCCGUCUCAACCAGUUGCUACAUGUCGUUCUUUUCAAAUGCGCCAGGGCGGAUGUAUUCUAUAUUCAGGAAGGAACCGGUUUAACCGUGAAGCCUGGCGACCUCGUGAUUGUUGAAGCCGAUCGAGGGACUGAUUUAGGUACUGUCGCAAAAGACAAUGUGGACUGGCAAACUGCCAAGGAUCUCAAGGAGCACUACGCAGAGGAGCAAUACAAGUGGCUCAUGAUGUAUUCUCAAGGCGCUGCGGCCGCCCAAGAGGGUAACGGCGGGAUGCUGUCCGCUGCCCAUGGCUUGCCAGGUAGCGCCGUGGGAGGCAUGGGCCCAGCAGGCCAGCAUCACAUGCAAGAGCCUGCCAACGGCGAGAUUCGCCCGAAGCUUAUUAAGCGUCUUGCUCAGAACCAUGAGGUGCACGCCCUCAGGGACAAAGAGGGCCAAGAGGCCAAAGCAAAGAGAGUCUGUAUGCAGAAAGUCAAGGAGCACGGACUUAACAUGGAGAUUCUCGACGCCGAGUUCCAGAUGGACUGGAAGAAGCUUACGUUUUAUUACUUUGCCGACGCCUACAUCAAUUUCAACUCUCUGGUAACCGACUUGUUCAAGAUCUACAAGACACGAAUUUGGAUGUCGGCUAUUAACCCGGCUUCGUUUGCGAGCCCGACGUUGGGCAUCCAGGCACCCAGCGGAGUAGGACCCGGCGCAGUUAAUCAAGGCAGAGCUUCGACCGCCGGUGAUCGCAGAGGAAACACGCAUCAGCAUGACCAGCAACAGCUGCCACCUGUUCACCCCACGCAAGCCAUCUCCCCCGGUCCUCAGGGCCGUGGUCUGCGCGCCGGCCCUGGUGGUUACAAUCAGCCGCCCAUGGGAAUGGACCGUCAUGUGUCUCCCGUGUCUGCUACUGGCUUCCCCAACUCCAACUACGCAUUUGGCCCUACAGGCGCAUUUGGGAAUGCCAGGCCACCCCAAGGUCCUUAUCACGUCAGUCCCUCCCCUGGCAUGGAAGGAGUCCCCGCUGGAUUCCAGCAUCCCGGAGACUUUCAAACAUCGCAGCGGCGCUUCCAGCCUGGGCAGCCCGAAGGUGCCCCGCCUCAUCACUUGCAACGCGGUUCGCCCAUCUCCUCUCAGGGUGAUUGGGCCACCGCUUUCCAGGGACUUUCCCUCAACACUCAUUAA